CCUACCUCAUGUCCUAGGUACCUAGAAAUUAUAGCUACCGAGGUCUUCAACUUUCCAUCAUCCUCUCAUACAAUUAUACUCCAACAACAUCACCAACAAACUUCAAACCUCUAAACACAUACUCCCCAUACUCAGUAAUAAUAAUCACCUUAUAACAUCCAUGGUAAAAACCUAACCAGGUUGUGCAAUUAGCACUUCAAAAUAAAUAAAUAAAUAAAUAAAAGAAAAAAACAAAGAAAGAAAGCAAAAAAGGUUCAACCAAAUCAGCCCCAAGAUGCCUGCUGAUAAUCUACUAGCAACAGCCUUACGGGCUUUCCAAAGAGCAUCAGACGAUGGCGACACGGGCAAGAUCUUCGCUACUACGACAUCACUUCUAAUAAAUCUCAACAAUCCUCUUAACUUAUCUCUACUUACCUCCCACUUCCUUACCGCACGCGCCAUAUGGGAGUCCCCCGACGGGCUAAGCACUUGCCUGCGUGUCAUGAGCAUAUACAACACCGCCGCCAUCCACAUACGGAAGAACGAAGUAGACAACGCGAAUGCACCCACUGGUGUGCUACCGGUCGGGAGUGGUCUUCGCAGCGACGAUUGGACACGCGCAAUUGUAAAAGGGGCCGAUAGUAAAUCGAACCGAUGGCUGCAUGUAUUGGUGUUGGCCGGCAUUUUGAUGGGCAUGGAAGGCGACGACAGGAGAUCCUUGUCCCGCGGUUUACGAUCAACACUAGAACAAGCCGUUGUCACUGCUGCAAACUUGGCACUUGAGGACCAGAUACAAACCGGAGUUCUGGGUCGUGGUGCUGUCGUUCUAGCAUUGGUCUUUACCUUCCCAAUCAUUUCGAACUCGGCCAAGUCGCUGCUCAAUGGCAACGUUCUCGUGCCUGCGGUCGUCGAGGCGAUGCUGGGUGAAGAAGGGCUCCAGCAAGGCGACUAUAUCUCAUCCAUCACACGCGAUAUCACCACGACCGGUCCCAAACAGGAUAUAAUAUGGAACGUCAACUCGAUUUCCGUUGCUCGUCUCCAAAUGCUAGAGUCUCGUCCCCUUUCUCAAAAUUUGGGCCCCCUGGCACUGCUCGCGUCCUUCGCCGUUCAGCAUGCCACAGACUAUAAUUCCAUCCUUCAGGCGCACGAACAACUACUCGGCUUCACGGCGGGGCUGUUAAAUAGAUGGUCUCUAUGCCCACUAUCUUCCGUCGACCUAUUCGCUGAGACCAAGCUCCUUACAGAAGAGACGCGUAGGGGCCCUCUUCCCAUGCUGUGGGAGCUAUUGAAGAAGACCAUGUAUGCCGUGAUCGCGACACUUCAGCCCAUAGUCGGUCGCUCUCUACUAGAUCCACAUAUCAGGAAUGAUAGAAUAGCCCCAGUAGUGGCUACUAAGACGUUGCACAUUCUGCGCAACCUCUCCUUCAUAUCGACGCGUCAAGGUGCUGGUGCUUUCCAGAUGUAUGCAUUUACAUAUCUAACAUCUCUCGAUAUCAUCACUCGCUACCCCGAUGCCUGCGUCACCUUCUUGCAAGAGACAAGCCCGCCACUGCCGCAGACUGGCAAUGAUGUUCCAUCACCCUCCAUACAGGCCUUAACCCUCUUCUACCUGAACACUGCCGAACACCUUACUCUCUCUCUCCCCACCCCUGCCUGCGAAACCCUCAUCAUCACUCCCGCAACGGCUUACCUCUCCCCUACAUCGUGGCUGACCAGCCCGGCCAACAAUCCCCCCUCAUCCCUAACCCUCGAGCUCUUUGAGGCAUCCCACUCCUGCGUGCUCUCCGCGCUUUCGUGUCCUCAGCACGGCUCGCUCGCUGCCAUGAUAGUCCCUUUCUACAUCGACUGCCUACUCACCUCCUUCCCCUCACGCAUCUCUCCACGCCAAUUCCGCCUCGCCUUCAGCACCGUCAUGCAGAUCGUCAGCCCCCCCUUCCCCGUCUCCGCCACUCACCCCGAGCUCGCCGAGACGCUGCUCGAGAUGCUUCGGUUCCGCUCCGCCGAGGGCGCCUCCACCGCCCCCUUACUCCCUCUCAACGGACAAACAGGCCCCAACAACAACAAUGACGAAGCCAUCUCGGAACAAGCCGCCCUCGUCCUCGCCCUUGUCGACGCCCUCCCCUCCGUGCCCCUCCCCGCCCUCGAAGAAUGGCUCACCCGGGCCGCCGAGGCCAUGAACGCCAUCGCCGACCCGACCCUCCGCAAGAUCGUCCGCAGCUGCUUCUGGGACGUCCUCGUCAACGGCCAAAUGGACGUCGAGAGAUCUGCCAUCGGUGUCGCCUGGUGGGGCACCCACGGCGGGAGGGAGAUGGUGGCCUUGGGGUACCCGCGCCCUGCUGCUGCUGUGGACGGCUUUGUUAUGAGUGGUGCGUUGACGCAGCGUGUAGAGGAGGAGGGGCAGGCGAAGGAGAUGAGUAGGCUGUGAAUGUGUACCUAGGGACCCUAAGCCAGGAACGAACGUAGGUGCCUGGGUAGGUGGUAAUGAUUGCAUUUCAAGCGUUGUUGGUUUUGGUUUGUCCCUGUACCUGCGUACCUGAGUAACCUAACCUACCUACCUACCUAGGUACUUGGAUGUUUAACCUACUUAUUUGUCUAGGUUAGGUAGGUGCCGCUCUACAUUACAUGUAAGCAGUAAUAUAACGAAUGUCGUCUACAAAUUAAAAUAACGCGUGUCGUGUCGUGUCGUGUCGUGUCUACUUACAUGAAGGUACCUACCUACCUACGUAUAUAUGUAACCUACAUAUGUACAUAAAUGAGUACCUACACAUACAUACACACCUAAAUGUGUUGAUUUCAUGUCCCCAAAAAAAUUCUUCCUCCUUUUUUUCGGGUUUAUUUAUUUUUUUUCUUUUCUUUUCUAUCUUCCUUUAGCUACCUACCUACCUAC
Hypoxylon fragiforme is the source of this 2866-nucleotide messenger RNA. RefSeq names its product peroxin 8. NCBI's taxonomy places the organism in Eukaryota, Fungi, Ascomycota, Sordariomycetes, Xylariales, Hypoxylaceae. The coding region runs from base 275 to 2404 and encodes 709 amino acids. The transcript has a single exon. The record is from RefSeq and is a predicted model, not a curated record.